AUGGCCGAACACACCCUCCUCCUCUGUCCAUGGGUUGCUAGAGUAUGGAAUAGCCAGCAAACCAACCUACAAAUUGAUGCACAAGAAGUUAAACGAAUUGAUGACUGGCUGGACAAAUUUACAAGCAAGAAACCGCACCUCCCAUCUCUAGAAACAAUCGGCAACCUCCUGUGGCAGGUAUGGAAGGAGCGCAACAAUUUUAUUUUUCGAGGAACAAAACCAGAGGUCUGCAAAGUAAUAGAUCUAGCAAGAUCUCAGCAAAACAGCUACCAAAAGUGGGGUUAUGGAGAAGAACCAGCCGUAAAAACUGAAGAACCGAAGAACCCACCUACCUGGCGAGCUCCGAAGACCAGUUGCCUCAAGCUGAACAUAGACGAGUCGCUGGGGGAAGAAUCGACGGAGGGAGCAGUGGCCUAUGUCGUCCGCAACUCCUUCGGCACUCUCUUAGAUGGUUUUACGAAGACGGUAUGGGCGGAAUUAGUUUUACAGGUUGAAACCCUAGGGGUUCUCGAAGGCCUAAAAUUUCUGAAGGAGAAAGCACUUGACGAAGUGGUAGAAACUAACAGUAAACUAUUAGUCGACAACUUGAAGCACGAACUGCAAGCUAAGUCAAACGCAUGUGGGGCUUUGCAGGAGUGUCACCUACUGCUUCAGCAGAUGCCUCGGGUGGACUUGGCCCACUGUCCACGCUCAGCCAACUCAGUGGCGGACUAA
This is a messenger RNA of Eucalyptus grandis, 714 nucleotides long. RefSeq lists its product as uncharacterized. The coding region runs from base 1 to 714 and encodes 237 amino acids. The record is from RefSeq and is a predicted model, not a curated record. Gene Ontology annotation, molecular function: nucleic acid binding; RNA-DNA hybrid ribonuclease activity. NCBI's taxonomy places the organism in Eukaryota, Viridiplantae, Streptophyta, Magnoliopsida, Myrtales, Myrtaceae. The transcript has a single exon.